Molecule: messenger RNA, 621 nt
Organism: Dreissena polymorpha
Lineage: Eukaryota; Metazoa; Mollusca; Bivalvia; Myida; Dreissenidae
Product: E3 ubiquitin-protein ligase parkin-like
Exons: 7
Coding region: 1-621 (206 amino acids)
Biological process (GO): regulation of mitochondrion organization; negative regulation of protein phosphorylation; ubiquitin-dependent protein catabolic process
Cellular component (GO): Golgi apparatus; ubiquitin ligase complex; cytosol
Molecular function (GO): ubiquitin protein ligase activity; ubiquitin conjugating enzyme binding; zinc ion binding
Source: RefSeq, a predicted model, not a curated record
AUGGAUCUGCAUGUGGCAUUUCAGAUUCCUACUGGUGGCAGCCCUGUAGAAGCACCUUGUGCAGGCAUGGGGGCGAGUCCAAUAUUGGUGUAUCCUUGCCCAGACCAGCAUGUUGUGUGCAUUGACUGCUUUAAAGUGUAUGCCCAGACGUCUCUGGAUCAGAGGACGUUCAUAGAAGACCAAGAGGUGGGAUAUUCACUUUCCUGUCCUGUUGGGUGUGAAAAUUCAUUGAUACAUGAUGUCCAUCAUUUCCAACUGCUUGGCAAAGACCAGUACGAGCGCUACAAGGACUUUGGUGCAGAGGAGUGCCUGUUGAAGUCUGGCGGUAUAUUCUGUCCAAACCCUGGCUGUGGGGAGGGGAUCUUAGUGGUGGAACAGGCCAGAUCUGUCAAGUGCCAUACCUGUCGCUUUGAGUUUUGCCGCCAAUGUAGCAGUGCCGUCGAUCCAGGGGAAUGCUCCAUAGAAAGGAUAGCAGAGGAAACAUCAGGGUCUCAGGGCAUCGAUACAGAGCGGGCCCUUAGAUCGAGAUGGGACGCAAUAUCUCUGAUCACAAUUCAACAGAUAUCUAAACCGUGUCCACAUUGUGGGGUCAAAACAGAGAGAAAUGGUAUUUAUGUGUAA